AAAAUAAGUAUCCUUUUUCAUUUCCUCUUUUCUAUACUAAUAACAUUUUAUUUAUUUAUUUAUUAUAAUGUCUUUGCAUUUUUCUUGACGAAGAAUUCCCAAACCAUGGCAACCCUCGCCAAACAGUCCCUUAGAUCAAAGCAGGAGUAAACUUCCUCCCUCUGCCGCUGCAAACUCUUCAACCUCUCCAGAAUCCCCCAAAUUGAAUCACAUACACGUCUCUCUAUACCUGUAUAUCUACAUCCAUGAAUCUACAAAUGAGGAAAAAGUCGAAACCAAGAAACGAUAAGAGAUCCAAGUCUGAAACCAGUAGUGAUUCAGAGGAUCGGAUCAGCAAAUUCCCAGAUGAAAUUCUGAUCACAAUCAUAUCCCACUUGCCGAUUCAAGAAGCCACUCGAACAUCAACACUUUCUCGCAGAUGGAGAAACCUCUGGACCUUCACAACGAAUUUGGAUUUGGGUUCUGUAGAUCAAGUUCGUGUUCUUGAAACCCGAUUGGGACCCUACAAAUUCCAGAAUUGCUUGAACAAAAUCUUCGAAUCCCUCAAAUCUCCAUCGCUCAACAGACUCAGGAUUUGCUUAAACGCCUUUAAUGUUCAAUCUGGAAGCGAUUUCGCUCGCUGGGUCGACUUCGCGAUCAGGAAAUGCGUUCAUGAGUUCGAUUUGGAGAUAGUGAGUUCAAAACGAGGUCAAUAUCCAUACCCAUUUCUCUGUAUUUCCAAUUUCGAUUCACUCAAGUCCUUGUCUCUGCAAUACGAAAACAUCAAUGCUAAACACAUUGAGAGCUUCUUAUCUUCGUGUCCAUCGCUCGAGCGCUUGUGUUUGGCCAAGUCUGCAAUUCUAUCAGGUUUGAAAAUUUCUGGGUCGUCCUUGAAACUGAAAUACUUAGAGAUUUGUUGCUGUUUCAAUCUGAAUUGGGUUAAGAUUUCUGCACCCAAUCUCGUCUCGUUCAAGUACUGGGGACCAGAAAUUGCCCUCUCUCUGGACAAUGUGCCACUUCUUUCAGAGGUAUCUUUCUUAGAGGCUUAUUGCAUUUCUUUAGUGAAACAUAGAUUCAAACACUUCACGUGCAUUCUGUCCCAGCUUCGAUCACUCUCAUUGACAUUGAAUUACCCUUGGCUCACUGAAUUCCCAAAACUCGAUGGACUAAGAAACCUCCACACAUUGGAAUUGAACUUGGGAGUUUGGGAUUUCGACAUCCCAUUUCAGCUCUGUACUUCCAUAACAACCGCAUUGCCUUACUUGCACAAAUUCUCGCUGCGUUUGUAUUGGUUUAUGAACUAUGAAUCAAUGGGCACAUGGGUACCAAUCAUUGAAAAUGAUCGCCACCAUUGCCUGAAAGUUGUGGAUUUGGUGGGGUUUGUUGGGUGUUCGCUUGAUGUUGGGAUUGUGAGGUACUUGGUUGAGAAUGCUGUGUCGCUUGAUAAGAUAACGAUUCGACCUUGCAGGGAAAGUUGGAGGAACAGCCAUGGAGAUUUGAUGGAAGUGAAGGAGAAAGAAGAGGCUCGAGGCCGAGCUCAUGAGCUUCGAGCAAUACUAUCUCCCCAUACUCAACUUCUUGUACUUUAGUUUUUGUACAAAAGAGCUAUGAACAUACAUUUGAUAGUGUGUUCUUGUUAGAUGAAACUAGUUUGGCAAAUUUUAAUUUUCAUGACUUGCUUGUACCAAAAAACUUAUAUCAUUCCCCCUACAUGUAUGAACCUUUGGAUUUUGAUACUUUUAGUUUUUGGAAA
This is a messenger RNA of Camellia sinensis, 1732 nucleotides long. Its product is annotated as F-box protein At5g03100. The record is from RefSeq and is a predicted model, not a curated record. Gene Ontology annotation, molecular function: protein binding. NCBI's taxonomy places the organism in Eukaryota, Viridiplantae, Streptophyta, Magnoliopsida, Ericales, Theaceae.